Molecule: messenger RNA, 2166 nt
Organism: Dreissena polymorpha
Lineage: Eukaryota; Metazoa; Mollusca; Bivalvia; Myida; Dreissenidae
Product: extracellular serine/threonine protein CG31145-like
Exons: 12
Coding region: 448-1965 (505 amino acids)
Biological process (GO): protein phosphorylation
Cellular component (GO): Golgi apparatus
Molecular function (GO): phosphotransferase activity, alcohol group as acceptor
Source: RefSeq, a predicted model, not a curated record
AUAACCUUAAAAGCAAAUAGGCCUAUAUGCAACCGCGUCGGUGGAGACAUUUACGAUAAAUCAUGCUGUGUUGAAAUUAAGCAUGUUUUUAUUGUACAAUUUGGUCGCGAACAUAUAUGAAUAAGCCUUUAGAUAAGCCAAUCAGUGCUGUGGUUUGUUAUCUUAAUCUUACUUCAUGCUUGUUCGGAUGUAUGUUAUUUAAAUGUGCAAUGCAGAACAUAUAUGGAAGUUGAUGAAUCAGCGUUCUAAUUGAAGUCAACGUCUAUUGAAGUGUGUUUAAAUUGACUUGUUCCUAAUCGACGAAUCAUCCCACCCGAAGCUACAUUGUGUUGCUUAAAUUUGGACAUAAAUGUAUUGAAUUUGGACAUACAUGUACACAGGGCUUGAACGCUAUCGUCUGCGUUGGAGUGAAUUAACAUAAUACGGUUGCACAAAGACACGUGGUGGAUGAUGAAGUUGCGAGCACGUGUCAUCGGCGCUGUGGUGCUAGGAGUUACCGUGUUGGUCACGUGGAUCCUGUACGAGGAACUGUCGAGCGGACGAACGGACAUCAGGCAUCAUCAUAGUAUUGAGGGAUCAAUGGAUUACAAUGUCCUUUACGGUCACCAAAAGCUACAGCACCAACUGCAACAAGUAGAUCUCAAAAGCAUACGCGACAUUAGGAACACCAUGGACAUCAAUUCUAACAGCCAAGAAAAGGAUUAUGUAACGAAGAACAGCACAGUCUUGUUUGAUAUAGCCGUGGAACGGUUACUCGACAGGCUCGAGCUCCUGACGUCGUUUGGUUUGUCGCGUGACCUCCUACGUCAGACCAGUAUGGUGAUUCUAACCAGACAGCUCGGGGGAAUCGCUCGGAAGCGUUCAAGACGACUACCAUGGCCACAGAAUUACGGGAGCGAUACCAGCUGGACAAACUACCGGAAGUUUCAUCAUAAUGCGCGCGCCGCUGCACUCUAUGACCCGGAUGACCCCGCCAUUGAUGGCCUGCUCAAUGACAUGGCGACCAAACCAUUCAAGUAUCUUGAAAUGAUGGAAAAGGGGACCGAGUUAAAACUACUGAUCCAGUACUUUGACGGAACCAAGGCUGUCUUCAAACCGAUGAGGUGGCCCCGUGACCACGAGACGCUUCCCAACCAUUUCUACUUCAACGAUUACGAACGCCACAAUGCGGAGAUCGCGGCUUUUCAUCUAGAUCGGAUUUUCGGCUUUUACCGGGUCCCGCCGGUGACUGGUCGCUUCGUGAAUAUGACCAGCGAGAUUUUCAUGUUGGCGGGAAAAGCUCUUAAAAAGACGUUCUACGUUUCCCCAAUCGGCAACCUCUGUUUCUUUGGCGAGUGUUCCUAUUACUGCGACAGCCGGCACUCGUUCUGCGGGGUCGGUGACGUAAUCGAGGGAUCGCUGAUGACGUGGCUUCCGGAACCCCCUGUCGGAGAUAGGGACAGGUGGAGGAGUCCAUAUAGGAGGUCAUACAGCAAGUUCCGGAAGGCCGAAUGGGAAGUGGAUGAUACUUACUGCGAGGGUCUGCUACUCGACGAUCAGUUGCUCUACGAGCGCUUUAUGCCGGAUCUGAUAGACGCUCAUAUAUUUGAUUUUAUAACAGGAAACAUGGACCGACAUCACAUUGAGGUCUUCCUUCACCUCAGGAACGACAGCUGCCCUAUACACAUGGACAACGGCCGAGGAUUCGGUAAAACCAAAGUGGACGAGUUCUCGAUUCUGGCGCCGUUAAUUCAGUGCUGUCGUAUUCGAAAAUCCACAUUCCUGAAGCUGACAAAGCUUUACGUCGGACCGGAGCCGUUGAGCGAACUGCUUGACGAAUCCCUUCGGAACGACCCCUUGUAUCCGAUUCUCACAUCCGGGUUCUACGAUGCCGUGGAUAGGCGUGUAUUGCAUGUGCUUAGAACGGUGGCACGGUGUCUAACAAAUCAUUCUAUAAAAGACGUAUUUAUUGAUGAUCCUUUUUAGUAAUAAUUGUUUUAUUGCAGUGUAUUUCACUUGUGUAUGACUAUUUGUAUAUUCUAAUUAGACAAUAACAUACGCCAGAGCUGGUCCGGAUAUCUGUAAUCGGCCCGCUGCCGUCAUAACGAAGACAAAGACACUGACAUUUUUAAAGUUUUUACGUAUGUUAACGUUUCUUUUUACCGCAACGUCACAUAUGCAAAAAGG